UGACUGACUCUCUGUUUCCAUUCUGGCAAACUGGUUUGCUCUUUUCUCUCCGGGGCGUGGGGUGUUGAAGAUGAGCUUCUUACCGAGCCUCUCCUGGGCCUCUUGGCAGUCUCCUGCUCUGUGUGCCACUCGGGCUCCCCCCAGAAGACGGAGACCAUGAAUCGCCCCUGAGCUGCCUCCCUUGGUAGGACCGCACCAGGACGAGAUCUCACCUCCCGCACUGGGCAUUGUAGCCACAUCCAGGAGUCAGCAAUUUAGGAAGAGCCAGGAAAAGUGACAGGUAUGCUGGCUAGCUGAUUAUGACCAAGAGAAGGCUUAGGAGGAGAAGACAAACUUUGGAAACAUGGCAGGGGUCCAUGAGAUGAUGAAUCAUGUCACCCCGACCCUUUCGGAAAUUGGAGAGAGGACCUGGGAGGCCAGCAUUCCGCGGGAAACUUCUGGCAGCCUGGACAGGGAUAAAGACCAGAGCACCAGCAUCUUCUCUGUGUUUGCGGGGCUCCUUGCCACCCUCCUGGUCACCGUGGUUCUCUGCAUCCUGUGGAACUGGAAUAAAAGGAAGUGCCCACUUCCUUACCUUCGAGUUACUGCCAUGCCCUUGCUGACCCUGCCUCAGUGUAGGCAAAGAUCCAAAAACAUUUAUGACUUCUUGCCUCGGAGGCAAGAAGACCCAGGGAGAUGUCAGUCAAGGAGUAUUCGCAUUUUCAGUACUGAGAGCCUUCUCUCCAGAAAUCCUGACAGCCCUACCCCUGAGCAUGUGCUCUCACAAGCAGGCAAUGCCCUCCAGGUGCAUGAAGCCCACACCUGUGACGUGGGGUUUCCGGUGGGUGUCUAUGACAACACUAUGGUACCCCAGAUGUGUAAGACCUUGACGCCCUCAGCACACUACAUCAAUGUCAGAGCUUCCAGAGAUGACCUGAGCAUUUCUUCAGAGGAUUCAAGGGAUUAUGUCAACGUGCCCAGAGCAGAAGAGAUGGCUGAGGAUCUAGGUUCCAGCUCCCCCAGAAAUCUCUUUGUCCUCCCAAGUGCACAGGAGCUGGACUUUACUGAGAAAAGAGAUGUGGGCUAUGGGGAUGCCAGUGGCUGCACCAGAUUUUGGUCUCCAGGAACUGAGAGCAGUGACCAACUCAGUGAUGAGGAUAGUUCUUCUCAGACCUCAAAUGACUACGUCAACAUGUCAGAAUUAGAUCUUGGGGCCACCCAGCAGGAGCAGCCCUGGAAAACUUUUCGGUGCUGCAGAGAUUAUGAAAAUGUCCCACCAGCAGAUGUCAACAGAAGCCAGCAGCAGGCAGAAGAAGAGGUGACAUCCUUAAACACAGACUAUGUGAAGGACAGGACAGAUGCUCUGGAGACCGACACUCAGUCUGUCAUGCAGUCAGGCAGCUUCCUUGUUUUAGAGGAUCACGUGGCCUUCCAGCCAUUGCUACAGAGUGGGAACAGCCAGAUGAAGCAUGGAGAAGAGAUGCCAAGUGAGGACGAUAACGACUACGAGAAUGUGCUAGCUGCCAAGUUAGGAGGCAGGGACUCCGAGCAGGGGUCAGGCACACAGAUCCUUCCUGAUGAAUUAAGAUCCAGCCACCCAGCUAGAAAACUACAUGAAGUGGUUUAUCCUGCUGGAUCCACAGCCACCACAGAGUCUAAUGAUGACCCAUGACCACGCUAGUAUCUCAGUGGAUUCAUUUGGUUGGCCUCAAAAGAGGCUGAGGUGAGUAGGGAACUAAGAGGCUAAAAAGGGAAAGCCAGAUAGGAAUUCUUGUCAAGCACAGUGUUGUUAUCUGCCAUACCAGCCUGAGAAAGUGUGCUGAAUCUGCCUUAUAGGACUGUUGUGGAAGAUAAGAAAUGGGACCAUACCUUGAUGCCCAGUGGAAACAGGAAGUCAGCUAAAAUCAAUACCUUCACUAAUACCCAGCUGCAAAGCAAGAGUACAGAUUACUUUGUAAUCUAGGCAGAAGCCAACAGGAAGGAAGAAGUCAAGGGGAGGAGGCUUCCGUUUUAAAAAAGUACAAGCAACCAAAUGCUGAGGAUGCUGAACAACAGAAACUCGCAGUCAUUCCUGGUGGAUCAGAAGCAUGUAACAGCCACUUAGGAAAGCUGUUUGUCAGUUUCUUAUGAAGUUAAACAUUCUCUUAGCAUAUAACCCAGCCAAUUCCACUACUAUGGAUUACUCAAGUGAAAUGAAAACUUAUGUUCACACAAAAGCUGGUACAUGAAUAUUUGCAGCAACUUUAUUCAUAAUUGCAAAAAACUAGAAAUAACCCAGAUGUCUUUAAACAGGUGAGUGGAUAAACAAACUGUGGUACAUACCACUCUGGAUUAGAGUCGGAAUACGAUAUGAACUCAGGUUUACUUGCAUAUAUGUAUAAACAGGUCAUGACAGAAAUAAUACAGAUUUGUGUGCAGGCAUGGGUUACUAUAUGUACGUGUAUUUGUCUAGCUCUGUGUACCAAGGGACCAGAGUGGCAGUGAUGUUCACUAGCAACUAGCACACCCAGCAUUUAGAUCUUGGUUUCGAAAUACUAUUCUCCAAUCAGUGAAGCAUUGAUUCAUGCAACAGCAUGGGUGAAGUUAUUUUUAAUAGACUAUUUUUUAGAGCAGUUUUUGGUUUAUAGAGAAAUUGUGCAGAAAAUUCCCGUAUGCUCCCCCUUCCUCUGCAUACUGUUUUUCCUGUUAUUAACAACAUGGGUAAAUCUUAAAUGCAUUUUGCUAAGUAAAAGAAGCUGGAUCUAAAAGUCUACCUAUUGUAUGAUUCCAUUGAUAUGACAUUCUGGAAAAGGCAAAACUAUAGGGAUGUUGCCAGAGGUUGGGGGAGGGGACGGAUUUACUACAAAGGGACUGUACAAUGGAUUUGGGGGUGAUAGACCUGUAUAGAAGCCCUGAUGGCUCAGUGGUUAAACGUUCAGUGGCUAACUGAAAGGUCAGCAGUUCAAACCCACCAGUGGCUCUGAGGGAGAAAGAUGUGGCAGUCUGCUCCCAUAAAGAUUACAGUCUUGGGACCCCUAUGGGGCAGUUCUACUCUGUCCUAUAGGGUCCCUAUGAGUCAGAAUCAACUCGACAGCAGUGGGUUUGGUUUUUUGUUUUUAGACCUGUUUCUUAUGGUACUGUGGUAGUAGAUACAUAACUCCAUGCAUUUGUCAAAAUACAAAGAAAUGGACACCACCAAGAAUGACUUUUCCUGAAUUAGAGCUAAAAAAAAAUUAGUCAUAUUGUCAGAGGACCCAGGGUAGAAUGCAAAUUGUGGCAAAUGAAUCUACCUGUAUUCUAAACGUAUGACACAACCUCACUGAAAGUGGUGGGAGGAAAUGAGCUGACGUAAGUAACUUUCGAAAACAGUGUUUUGACUGGAUGCUGUAAGGUUGAAAACACAAAACCUGUACACAAAUACUUCAUUCUAGGUGGAAAAUCUUUAUCUCAAAGGAGUAGGGUUAGCAAUUCUGAGACCACUUCACACAUAUACUAACUCUAACUACCUCAUUGCCGUGGAGUGGAUUUCAAUGUCACAGCGGCCCUACAGGACAAGGCAGACCUGCCCCCACAGAGUUUCCAAGGAGCAGCUCGUGGAUUCAAACUGCCAACCUUUUGGUUAGUAGCCGAACUCUUAAGUGGCGUGCCACCAGGGCGCCACACAUAUACUAAGGUUGAAUGAAUAGGUAAAUAUAUUGUCUGUAACCACAGCCAGGUUUCUCACUGUCAGAGAAAGAAGUUACAAAUAAGCAAGUUGGAAAGGCUAGAAUGAACGCUGUGUGUGAUGCUGGAUUAGAGCUGGGGAUACAAUAUGAACUCAGGUUUAUUUUAACACGUAUACACAUAGAUCGUUACAGAAAUAAAUACAGAUUUGUGUGCAUUUUCUAUCUCUGUGCACCAACGGCACAUGGGAGCACUGACACCCCAUAGCAACAAGCACACCUAGUCCUUAGAUCUUGGUUUCAAAAUACUAUUCUUCAAUAAAAGGAAUUAGAGUUCCUUGGAGAAAUGGCUGGUUCUAGGGCUGGGGCACGGAAAAUACAAGAUGAGCCUGUAGCGUCUUGCAGGGCCCCAAAGUAAGGAAAUACCAAAAGAAAAGAAAAAAAUAUGAGGGGGUGUCAAAAGCAGCCAAUGGAAAGAGAUUCUAGUGGCAAAGUUGGAACAAGUCGAGCAAUAAAAAUAAAUAAUUAAAAUAUUUCUUGAUUACCCAAAGAAUAAAAUAAAUAUCCAUGAGUCCAUACCAAUAUAAAUAAAUGAUGGAAUAAAUAAAUCAAUUGGAGGAAAAGGAUAAAUCUCCCUUACGGAUGAAUUUCAAAUAAUAAAUGUAGAUGAGGGAAGUAGAAAAAUAUUACCAUUAGGGAAAACUUCUCAGCCACGAAGAGAAAUGAAGUUCUGUUACAUGCUACAACAUGGACGAACCUUGAAAACAUUCUGCUAAACGAAAUGUCAGACACAAAAACACAAGUAUCGUAUGAUCCCAUUAUAUGAAAUAUUAUAGUAGACAAACACGUAGAAACAAAGUUGGUCAGUGGUUACCAGGGGGAGCAAGAAAUGGGAAGUUAUUGCUGAAGGGGCACUGAGUUUCUGUUAAGGGCAAUGAAAAAAAUUGGAAACGGAUAUUGGUGACGGUUGUGCAACAUGAUAACUGUAAUUAAUGUCACUGAAUUGUACCUGUAAAAAAUGUCAAAGUGGCAAAUGUCUUGUUAUGUAUAUUUGUAUCACAAUUUAAAUAAAGAAGAAGAAAUCACCAUUACAAUAUCGCAGUAAUAAUUGCUAUAGGCAAGUCCACUGAUGAAAGCUACAAUUAGUGGUUAACAUUUUAAGGAGAAACAAGAGAGCUACAUAACCUUGAAGACUGUCCUCCAAAAUAUUUAUACAUGACUGUGGUGGUUUUUACCCAUGUCUACAAAUUCUUUGAAACUUUGCCCUCCAGGAGGUGGAGCUUAAGUCCCCUUCCCUUGAUUGUGGCUGGAUAUAGUGACUCAUUUUUAAUGAAUAGAGUAUGGAAAGGGACAAAUAGUAACUAUACAGCAGAGAAACUUGGCGGACACCACCUUCACCAAGUGGUCAAGGUUAGCAUCACCACUAAUAAGUCGAUGGUGAUAUCACUUCACCUCUGUGGUAUUCUUCGCCAAAAUCCAUAACACAGUCUAAUCAUGAAAAAAAAUUAGAAAACCCGAAGUGAAUGACAUUCUGUGAAUACCCCACCAGAACUUUUCAAAAGUGUAAAGGUCAUGAAAGACAGAGACUAAGAAACUAUCACAGACUGGAGGAGAUUAGGAAGAUAUGGUGUUAAUAUUAAUAUCAUUAAUAUCACAUGCAAGUAAAAUUAUGCUGCAGACCAUUCAAAAGUGGUUAUAGCAAUACAUCAACAGGGAGCGGCCAGAAAUUCAAGCCAGGUUCAGAAGUGGACGCAGAGCAAGAGGUGUGACUGCUGAUGACAGAUGGAUCUUGACUGAAAGCAGAAAAUACCAGAAAGAUGUUUACCUGUGUUUUAUUGACUAUGCAAAAGGAUUUGACUGUGUGGAUCAUAACAAAUUAGGGAUAACACUUCAAAGAAUGGGAUUUCCAGAACACUCAAUUGUGCUCAUGAGGAACCUGUACUUAGACAAAGAGACAGUCAUUCAAACAGAACAAGGGGGUGCUACAUGGUUCAAAAUCAACAGAGGUGUGUGUCAGGGUUGUGUAUUUUCACCAUACUUAUUCAAUCUGUAUGCUGAGCAAAUAAUCCGAGAAGCUCGACUACAUGAAGAAACAUGCAGCAUCAGGAUUGGAGGAAGACUCGUUAACAACCUGCGAUAUGCAGAUGACACAACUUGCUGUAAGUGAAGAGGACUUGAAGUACUUGCUGAUGAAGAUCAGUAUGGAUUACACCUUAACAUAAAGAAAACAAAAAUCCUCACAACUGGACCAUCGUGAUAAAUGGAGAAAAGAUUGAAGUUGUCAAGGAUUUCAUUUUACUUGUAUCCACAAUCCACACCAAUGGAAGCAGCAAUCAGGAAAUCAAAUGAUGUAUCGCAUCAGGCAAAUCUCCUGCAAAAGACCUCUUGCAAGUGUUAAAAGGCAAAGAUGUCACUUUGAGAACUAAGGUCCGCCUGACCUAGGCCGUGGUAUUUUUAAUUGCCUCAUAUGCAUGAGAAAGCUGGACAAUGAAUAAGGAAGGCCAAAGAAGGACUGAUGCCUUUGAAUUGUGGUAUCGACAAAGAAUAUUGAAUAUACCACGGACUGCCAGAAGAACGAACAAAUCUGUCUUGAAGAAGUAUAGCCAGAAAACUCCUUGGAAGCGAGGAUUGUGAGACUUCAUCUCAUGUACUUUGGACAUGUUAUCAGGAGGGGCCAGUCUCUGAAAAAGGGCUUAAUGCUUUGUAAAAUAGAGGGUCAGCGAAAAAUAGAAAUGUUCAACGAGAUGGAUUGACACAGUGGCUGCAACAAUAAGCUCAAACAUAGCAAGGAUUGUGAGGAUGGCACAGGACCAGGCAGUGUUCCAUUCUGUUGUACAUAGUAGGGUGGCUAUGAGUUGGAACCGACUCAAUGGCACUUAACAAUAACAACAACAAAGAAGACAUGACGACUAAAUGCAACAUGGUAUUCUGAGGUGGAUUCUGGAACAGAAAAGGACAUUAGUGGAAAAACUCGUGAAAUUUAAAUGAAGUCUAUAUUUCAAUUAAUAGGGUUGUUGUUAGGUGUUGUCAAGUCGAUUUCCAACUUAUAGUGACCCCAUGUAACGGAGUAGAACUGCCAGUGGGGUUUUCUAGUCUGUAAUCUUCAUUGCCAGUUCUUUAUCCCACAGAGCCCCUGGGUGAGUUCAAACCACCAGCCUCUAGCAGCCAAGCACUUAACCAAUUGGACAACUUGAAAUCCGUUGCUGUAGUGUUGAUUCCAACUCAUUGUGACCCUAAGGGGCAGGGCAGAACUGCCCUAUAGGGUUUCCAAGGAGCAGCUGUUCGGUUUGAACUGCCAACCUUUUGGUUAACAGCCGUAGCAAGUCCACCACACCAUCAGGGUUUCCAGCGCUCCUUAAUAGUGCUGUACCAGUGUUAAUUCCUUAGUUUUUGAGGACUGUGUGCCGUGGUAACAUAAGAUGUUAACAGGGUGUACAGGACUCUCUACUACCUUUGCAACUCUUUUGUGCAUCUAAGAUUAUUUCAAAAUUAAAAAAAUAAUAAUAAUAAAACAUGGACAAGGCUGGGAGUGAAGAAGUCUAGGUUCAUCCCACUUAAAUAAAUAAAAGCCACUCUGUGCCUUUGUUCCUUCUGCAAAAUAGAUACAACAUAAAGCAUAGUAACUAUUUUGGGUAUUUGUUUUUGUUGUUGUUGUUGUUGUUAACAUGUAUGCCCAGUCUCCUCUAUCAAUCUGCAAUCACUUCAUCAGCUGGAAAAAUAUAUUUUGAUUCCUUUUAUUCACUCUGAGGAGCCCUGUGGUGCAGUGGUUAAGUGUUUGGCUGCUAACCAAGAGGUCACUAGUUCAAACCCACAAGCCACUCUGGCAGAAAGAUGUGGCAGUCUGCUUCUGUAAAGAUUUGCAGCCUUGGAAACCUUAUGGGGCAGUUCUACUUUGUCCUACAGGGUCACUAUGAGACAGGAAUUGACUCCACAGCAGUGGGUUUUGGGUAUUCACCCUGGCUUCUAGCACAAGGCCCAGACAAAGGCAGAUUAUUGAUAAUUGAUGACUGAGGAUGUGGUGUGAGUGCCUGAACUUAUAAGACGUUGAGUGAGGUUUUUUUCUGCUCUUCUGGAAUUUAGGCUAAGGCCUAAAGCUGAGGGCUAAAGGUGCAAAAUCCCCCAGAUUCUGAGUUUAGAGUGCCACCAGCUGCUAGAGAUCAACCGCUCCCCACCCUCCCAGGCUUGCUGAGUGAAGGGAAAUUAGUCCUACCAUCAAGGGCAGUCUGCUGUACCCCAUUGCUGGUGGACGAAAGAGGACAGAGUCCAUCAGAGCUAGCCUUUGGGGAGUGUGCCAGUCCGGAGACAGGCUCUUUCCUCCUUCACUAACUCCCCUGGGAGAUGAUAAUCAUCUCCCUCUGCAGAAUGCUUGAGGAGCCCUGGUAGCUCAACUGUUAAGUCCUCAGCUUCUAACCAAAAGGUCAGCGGUUUGAACCCACCAGCCACUCUGUGGGAGAAAAGGCCUGGCAAUCUGCUCCCAUAAAGAUUAUAAAGUCUAUGUGGGCAGCUCUCCUCUGUCCUACAGUGUCGCUAUGAGUUGGAAUCAGCUCCACAGCACAUAACAACGAUAAGCAGUGUGCCUGAUGCCCCGCUGCAUGGGGAGAAAGAAGAAAACGGGCCAGAACUGAGAGAGGGAUGGCUGUGAAGCAGCUGGCCACGCGCUAUUAGGCACGGCAAGGUUAAAUGAGUACCAGAGGAAGGUGACUGGACGUGGGCCAUCUUGGUGGCACCCCCUCAACAGGGUGUCUAGGCAAGGGCCCCAGCAUGAAUCUGUGAGGUCUGAACCAUCUGAGGUGGCCUCGUGAGUGCUUAGAUGGUAAAGGGAGAGAGUUGCAGGAGCUAGCUCGGCCACUUCUGGUAACUGUGUCUUUGUAGGCAGGCUACUACAGGGCUCUGAAGUUCACCCCACAAGUAACCAGCAUUUAUAUACCUGCCUAGUUACCCUUACAUAUGUACAUUACAUACAUUCUCUCAAAUUGAGAGUGAUUGAUAAAUUGUAGAUCACCUUAUACUAGAUAGGUAACUUGUUUAUUUCUCAUUCUAAGAGUUUUUACAAACAAACUGAUGAAACACUGUUUUUAAAAAACACUGUAAUUCUUUCUUUCCCCUAAUGGUUUUAUUUUCACAUUUUACUUGCCAGGAAAUUUUGAAUUAAAUGGAAUACCCAAUUGCAGUCACUGUCUCAUCUCAAUUGCCUAAUAAUGCUAAACAUGAGGAGAUUCUUUCAAGAUCAGGAAUGAGAAGUAGAUGUAAAGAUAACUAAUUAUUGUGAUCCUUUGAUUAGUUAAAUAUACUGAAUUCAUUUUUCAAACUUGUAUUAUAUUGACAUGCCCUCAUUCAGAAUGCUGUGUGGCAUGAAACGCAGAGUUUUGCUAGGUCUCCUCCAUCCCUCUAUAAAGACCUCAUCCUCGAAGGGUGAUAGGAAGACAUAACUUGCUGUCCUUCUUGGGUCUGCCUUCUCUGAACCUCUCAUAGUUAUCCUGGGGUUGAUCAGCACUCCUGGGUUUCCGGUAGGCCCAGGGCCUGUACUGCCUUGCAAAUACUCCCAGGAGCUUCGUGAGUCUUAAAACACUCAAUAAUUGGAUGCCCUACUGACCUGGAGUUAGGGGGAAAUGGGAAUAAACAUUACCUUUUGCCAACCUUCCCCUCCAGCUUACCCAUUUCCAGACUGGAAAGGUGGUUGUACAUUUCUACCCUGAAGGGUUAGAAACAUUUCAGAAGAAUAGGACAACACAGUCAAAACUUCAACCAUUUCCUUCUAUCUCAGAUACUCCUUUGACUCUCCAGGAACAAGGGAAGGCCCUUGAGACCCUUCACAAGCAGUCUCCCAGGCAGGGCUGGCUUCAAGGGUACACAUGUGUGCAGUUGCCCAAGGACUGCUCAGCUGUCACCAUCUUUAAAUUCUUAACUUUGAAAGAAAUUCCUCUCUAUGAGCUUAUGUUUGUAAAUAAAAUCUGAAUUCAGACUUCUAACUUCCUAACUGUGAGAAAAUAAAUUUCUGUUCAUUAAAGCCACCCACUUUGUUAUUUCGGUUAUAGCAGCACUAGAUUACUAAAACACACCUCCAAUCCAAAUCAAAUUCAGCCCUUCCCACAUGAAGAGUAAUUGCUCCCUCAGUCCUUCACUCUCCCCCAGCGCACUAUGCCUGUAGUCUCAGAUCUCAGCUGGACAGACUGAAAUGGCCAUACCCACCUGUGUUGGCAGAUCCCUGUAUGGAAACACAGACCCUAGCCCAAGGAUCAAAUGGAUAAGGUUCCUCCAUCCAAGUUUCCUUUUUGUGAUUCCAUCAAAGCAAGAUGUGGAGCUCUGGCUGGUUCCUUCAAUUAGGAAAUCUAUUGAAGCAAUAAAUUUAAAAACCAUGGAAGUUCCAAAAAGAGACAUGGGAAAAAGUUUUACAAUCUCAGAGUGCAAGAGGUCUUUCUAAACAUGAAUCCAAACCUAGAAAGCUAUAAAAAGAAAGACUGACAAAUCUGACUACUGUAUUGGUUUUCUAUUGCUGCUGUAAAAAAUCGCCACAAACUUAGGGGCUUUAAACAACUCAGAUUUAUUAUCUUACAGUUCUGGGGGUCAGAAGUUUGAAAUGAAUCUCACAGGGCUAAAAUCAAGAUGUCAGCAAGGCUGCAUUCCUACUAGAGGCUCCAGAAGAGAAUCCGUUUCCUUGCCUUUUUCAGCUUUUAGAGACAGUCCGCAUUCCUUGGCUUGUGGCCACUUCUUCCAUCUUCAGAGCACAUCACUCCAAACUCUGCUUCUGCCAUCAUGCCCCCUCUCUGACUCUGGCCCUCUUGCCUCCCUCUUAUAUCCGCCCUUGCGAUUGCAUUGGGUCUACCCCAAUAACCCAGGAUAGUCUUUCCAUCGGAAGAUCUUCAACUUAAUCACAUCUGCAAAUUCCUUUGCCAUGUAAGGUAACAAAUUUACUGGCCCUAGAGAUUAGGACAUGGACGUCUUUGAGGGGAUCAUUAUUUUGUCUACUCUAAAAAGUUAGUAUCUCUGGUGACAGGGGAGUCUGAUAGUGUCUGAAGCCCUGCUGUAAGAUUCAGAAAGUAAAAAGAUGCGUGCACACACAGGCACAUUCACAUCUGGGUUUCAAAAGAAGAAAUGAGGGAGUUCAAAGAAGGUCGCUAGGCCUGGCACAUUUGUUGAUUUCCUGAUAAGCCGAUUUAGAUUAUGGACUAGAGAUUAAGUUAGGGGAAAUGCUUCCUUUCCUGGAAGUCACAGCAAACAUGAAAGCAGCAGUCACCAGUGUCCUGGGAGAUACCAGGCAGACACACCAGAGGAAGCCUUUUAUUGGCUAAAUUAAUGCAAGAUCUGUAGGUAACUUUCACUCAGAAGACGGGAGUCUACAACAGAAACUCGGGUUUGUCUCAGGCGUCCUGAAGUACUCUCUACAAAAGGGAAAGUCCAGUCUUGACAAUUCCAGAUCAAGCUAAGGACUCAUGACAUGAUUCUCCAAAAGUGUUCUAAUUUUGUGAGAUUUCACGUGAAAAGAAUGUGUAUUCGAUUGUCAUUGGGUGGAAUGCUCUAAAAAUGUCAAUUCGAUCAAGCAGAUUGAUGGUGUUGUUCAGGUCAUCUAAGUCCUUACAGCUUUUCCAUCUACUUGUGCUAUCAAUUACUCAGUGUCCUAGUCCUCUAGUGCUGCCAUAACAGAAAUACCACAAGUGGAUGGCCUUAACAAAGAGAAAUUUAUUCCCUCACAAUCUAGUAGGUUACAAGUCUAAAUUCAGGGUGUUGGCUCCAGAGGAAGGCUUUCUCUCUCUGUCGGCUCUGGAGGAAGAUUCCUUGUCGUCAAACUUCCCCUGGUCAAGGAGCUUCUCAGGAGCAGGGACCCUGUGUCUAAAGGACAUGCUCUGCUCCUGGUGCUGCUUUCUUGGUGGUAUGAGGUCCCCCACUCUCUGCUUGCUUCCCUUUCCUUUUAUCUCGUGCAGGCCACACCCCAGGGAAAAUCCUUUUACAUUGGGUCAGGGAUGUGGCCUGAGCAAGGGUGUUACAUCCCACCCUAAUCCUCUUUAACCACAGGCGGAGAUUAUGAUUUGUAAUACGUAAGAAAAAAUCACAAAACGGAGGACAACCCCACAUGGCCUAACCAAGUUGGCACAUAUUUUGGGGGGACACAAUUCAAUCUGUUACACUCAGAGACAAGUGUUGAAGCCUCCAAGUAUUAUUGUAGAUUGCAUGUGCAUUUAGGAUUGUUACGUCUUCUUGGUGAAUUGAUACUUUCAUCAUUAUGCAAUGUCUCCCUUUAUCACUGGUGAUAUUCCUUAUGAAAUCUACUUGGCCUGAUAUUAAUAUAGCCAUGCUGCUUUCUUUUUCUUUUUUUUGGCACUUUAAAUUAAAAAAAAAAACAAAACAAAACUUUUACUUUGAAAUUAUUUUAGACUUACAGAAAAGGUACAAAAAUGAUAUGGAGAGUUCCCACAGGUUUGUCUCAUGUAAGAACAGCUCAGGUGUGCCUGGGACAUGGUCAGUUCAUACACAGAAUAAGAUGAGGCCUUCUCCAGCUCUCUUCUUCCCAGGAUUCCUCUCAUACUCUCUAGCCUUCAGAGCCCCUUUUUCUGGUUCCUCUGGCCAGAAAGUUGGGGUUUCAAUUGGAAUUUUAUUUGCCUGCACUGCUACCAAAGUAUAGCUCCAGAGCUAGGGCCCACCUUCAGAAAAAAAAUGCUACAGGGGAAGAAAAAAACAAAAAAUGAGGAUUUCACAGCCACACACACACUUUAGUCCCCUUUUCCUGGCUCUGUCUUCUGGAAGGAUGGGGUUUCUAUCACAGUUUUAGUCUCCUGUGCCCCCACCACACAGUUCUGCAAUUGGAGCCUGCUGUCAGGUCAAAGCCAUGAGAGAAAAAAGGGGCGGGGGGGAAACUCAGGAAACUCUUGCUGUAUGCAUCACUUCUCCAAGUUUUGGCUCCCCACCACAAUUCACCUUCUUUGUUUGCCUUUCGAGACCCUCGGGUAGUUGCUUUUUGUAUUUUGUCCAGAGUCUUUACCUGUAAUCUGCAGGAGAGAGAAGCUGUAGGGUCUUAUUCUGUCUUAUACAGAACUGGAAGCCUCACUUUUUAUUUAUUUUUUGAUUAUGUUUAAGUGAAAGUUCACAGUUCAAAUUAGUUUCUCAUAUAAAAAUUUAUUCACACACAGUUAUGUGACCCUAGUCUCUCUGCCUGUAAUGUGACAGCACACUCCCCCUUUCCACCCUGAAUUUCCCGUGUCCAUUCAACCAGCUCCUGUCCCUUUCUGCCUUCUCAUCUCACCUCCAGACAGGAGCUGCCCAUUUGGUCUCAUGUAUCUACUAUUUUUUUUUUUUUAAUCUGCUUGAAAUUAAGAAGCACACGCUUCGUGAGUAUCAUUUUAUCCCUUAUAAUCCCAGUCUAAUCUUUGUCUGAAGAGUUGGCUUCAGGAAUGGUUUUAGUUCUGGGUUAACAGAGAGUCCGAGGGCCGUGUCUUCUGGGGUUCCUCCAGUCUCAGAUCAUUAAUUCUGAUCUUUCUACUAGAAUUUGAGUUCUGUAACCCACUUUUCUCCUGCUCCAUCAGGGACUGUCUGUUGUGUUCUCUGUCAGGCUGGUCAUUGAUGGUAGCUGGGCACCAUCUAGUUCUUCUGGUCUCAGGAGAAGCCUCACUUUUUUAUGUUUGAAAUAUUUUAUUGAAAAAAAAAUUCUGUCUUAUUCAGCCUAAUGGAGAGUACAUGCUGGUAGACUAUGUUGGCUAAGAUUCUUUGAAAUGUAGUAGUUGGAAUGUUCCAUAGCAAGAUUGAGAACCACUGACCCAGCAAGCUAUGGUUUAUUUGCAGUUAGAUCUGGCCACUCUGAGCCUUAGCCUGUCAGCCAAAGGUCAGCAGAAACUGAUACAGCUGGCCCCCUCACUGAGGCUUAGCCCAGUAUUUUUUUUUUAAUGCUUUUCUCAACAGGCUUAGGCUCCUAAUCCAUUAAUUUCUACUUUCUAUGUCUUAAGCCCUAUUAGCUUGUUUUGUCUGUGUGCCUGCGGAGACCUAAGCAGUUAUCAAAAUCAGAAAACCAACUUAAUCCUUAAUUGUCUCCAGGAAGCCCAGGUAAGGAAGAGACUCUGCUUUAUGCUUUUGUACAGUUCUUAUCCUAUGACCAGGUCUAGAUUUCUUCACCUGCUCAGAUGCAAGAAAGGAAGGCAGAUGAUGGGGGAAGAGAAGACUCUGCAUGUAUUAAUCAGCAGAUGUGAAAUAGUUCAAUCGUUGUGGAAAAUGGUAUGGCGCUUCCUUAAAAAGCUAGAAAUAGAAAUACCGUAUGAUCUAGCAAUCUCACUUCUAGGUAUAUAUCCUAGAGAAAUAAGAGCCAUUACAUGAAUAGACAUAUGCACACCCACGUUCAUUGCAGCAUUAUUCACAACAGCAAAAAACGGAAACAACUUAAGUGCGCAUGAACAGAUGAAUGGAUAAACAAACUGGCAUGUACACACAAUGGAAUACUAUGCAAUGUUAAUGAAUAAUGAUGAACCUGCAAAACAUCUCACAACACGGAUAAAUUUGGAGGAUGUUAUGCCGAGUAAAAUAAAUCAAUCACAGAAGGACAAAUACUGUAUGAGACAACAAUUAUAAAAAUUCAAUAAAAGGUUUACACACAGGAAGAAACAUUCUUUGA
This is a messenger RNA of Loxodonta africana (African savanna elephant), 14211 nucleotides long. It is a transcript of the gene LAX1, whose product is annotated as lymphocyte transmembrane adaptor 1. The record is from RefSeq and is a predicted model, not a curated record. Gene Ontology annotation, biological process: negative regulation of T cell activation; antigen receptor-mediated signaling pathway; intracellular signal transduction. The coding region runs from base 344 to 1651 and encodes 435 amino acids. Lineage: Eukaryota; Metazoa; Chordata; Mammalia; Proboscidea; Elephantidae. The transcript has 6 exons. Gene Ontology annotation, cellular component: plasma membrane.